Nasonia vitripennis (jewel wasp) is the source of this 6744-nucleotide messenger RNA. RefSeq lists its product as uncharacterized. The record is from RefSeq and is a predicted model, not a curated record. Lineage: Eukaryota; Metazoa; Arthropoda; Insecta; Hymenoptera; Pteromalidae. Gene Ontology annotation, molecular function: GTPase activity; GTP binding; calcium channel regulator activity. Gene Ontology annotation, cellular component: plasma membrane. The coding region runs from base 383 to 2017 and encodes 544 amino acids. The transcript is spliced from 9 exons.
GUGCCAGCGGCUUCAGUACCCGUCGAGCUUUCCCCGAGGCCGGAGCUUGCAAGCUCGCCGUUCACGCGCUCGCGCUCUGCACUUGUAUACUGCGUGCCGAUAUAGUGCGUGUUUGUGACUGUGUGCCUGGAAGAUGUAGCCGAGGAAAGUCCGAAAGCCGUCGACGAUUAUCUCACCUGGUAAUCAAUGUAAAUACAGCGCGGGGGCUUUAAUGAACGAGUCGAGGAAGGUGUACAAAGCGCGAGUGUGUUUGCGAAUAGGUGUAGUAUAGUGAACUUCCGCGAGAGAGAAGAAGAAGAAAAAGCUCCAGAACACACGUAGCGCUUCAUCGACCGUUAAAUGAUCGAAGCUUCGGAGUCGAGUUGCCGGAAGCUUCGGAGCCAUGGCGACGACGUCUACGGUGCCCUGGUACAGUAACCAUGAGCGCGGAAGCUCGACGAUGAUGCCCAUGAGCAGCAGCACCACGACAACCUGUCCGCCCAGCAAUUUUCCCGACAAGUUUCAAGAUUUCUUCGCGGCCCUCAGCGAGGACGUCGACGAUCUUCCCAGUAUGCUCGAGGACAAGCUCAUACCCAGAAAAGAGGACGACUCGAACCUGGACGUCCUGAGCAACAGCAGCAACAACAACAACAACAACAACAUCAUCAACAUCAACAACAAGCAGCGCUGGUCCAAGCGAGCCUUCCAGCGGCGCAGCAGCGAGGUUGAGGUACGAUUACACGGCAGCUUGCAAAGCGAUGUUCAAGGUAUGGGGAUCGAAGGUCCCAAGUCGCCGACUCCAUCCCGGAGACGCAGUUCCAGCAUCGCCGUUGCUCGACCUACUCCCGAUCUUCACAGAUUUCUGCAGGCAGAAGCGGGUCCAUGGGGUCACCUGUCGCCGUCGCCCCGAAGUCCGACGCGAACGCCCGCGUUGAGCCCAGGCGCCGUGUCGCAGACGUCCCAGCACUUGAGUCCAGGAGCGAGUCCCGGUGGGCCCAGUCCGACGAGUCCCGGAGGACCUGCUGCCGCUGGUGGUAGCUCGAGAUUACCACCUCAGUCGAGGCAUCGAGGCAGGACCAGCAGUAUGCCAGCCGUUCCCAGACACAGGCCUAUGCUUGCGGAAACGAGACGAGGCGGCCUCGGAAACAACGGCGCCCACGGGGACGACGACACGGAGGACGGCGUCGAGUACUACAGACUCCGGAGCUUCUCCAUUACUGCCAACGGUGUCUUCAACCUCGGCGAUUCUCUCAAGAGUCGACGCAGCCGCAGCAUCAACAGCGUCACCUCAUCCGGCACAAGCUGCAGCAGUACCAGGGACGCCAGACUGCUCAGCUCGGCGUCUCAGCUGUCGGGUAUCGAGACCGGGGCCGACGGCGAGCAUCAGGCCGAGGAUGGAGGUUCUCGAGUCGCCAGCUACAAGGUCGGCAUGCUCGGUGCCUCCGGCGUUGGAAAGACUGCUCUCACCGUCCAAUUCACCACCAGCGAGUACAUCUGCGCUUACGACGCUUCGCUCGACGACGAGUACGGCCAGAAGAGCGUGUCGGUGAUGAUCGACGGGCAGGAAACGGAACUCGAGAUCAUCGAUCAUCCGGCGACGGAGAUGUCGGUCGAGGCGUUCUGCUCGACUUACAACGUGGACGUGUACGUGGUCGUGUACUCGGUGGUGGACAGACGUAGCCUCAAGUUCGCCGAGGAGACGCUGCUGCAUCUGUGGAAGAGCGACUACAUGGCCGGACACGGGGUCAUACUCGUCGGCAAUAAAGUCGACCUCGAGCGCAAACGAGAAGUUCCCGCUAUGAUGGGUCGUCGCCUGGCCAACAGCUGCGGCUGCAAGUUCAUCGAGACGUCCUCGGGUCUGGCCCACCACGUGGACGAGCUACUCGUGGGUAUCCUCGCCCAGAUAAAGCUGAACCCUCAGCGCGACCGGGACCAAGUGACGCGUCGCAGACGCAGCAAACAACGUCGGAAGAUCCUGAAACACCUGCUCGGCUUCAAGAGGAAAACCAAGAGCUGCGAGAACCUCUUCGUUCUCUGAGAUGCCUCCGACAGUAUAACUCUUUAUAUCACAUGCUAUUAUUAUACUCCGAGCGAUUUUAGUUCUAUCUUCAAAGGGUGUGAGACUAUAUACCAGAUAUACAACGAUCUCGAGUACCUAUUUUCGCGAAUCAUCUAUAUAAAAUAUACACAUCAGAGUAUAAGCGUCUUUGAGAAAUUUCGAAUCGGAGAACACGAUGAUGUAUCGCAUAGCCCCGAAAAAAAAUUCCAUAUUUCAUAUCCAAAGGAUAUGUGUCACACCUGGACGUCGUCGUUCCUUUGAAAGCCAGCCAGGCGCGAAACUAAGGUACUCGCACACAUCCCUCACUUUUGCGUUAUUGUAUAGCUAUGGGUAUAAAAGCAUCAGAGACGGUUUUUCGGGAGCUCGACCCUUUGCUCGAGUGCUUUCGACGGCUGCGCACAAGAUAUAGAAGAUUGAAUUUUCGGCCGAUAUGACGAUGGAGAGAAAGAGAGCGAGUACUUUUUCUUCUUUUCAUCGCGCCGUUGCGUUUUCUUUGCGAGGAGAAUUACGAUAUCUCGGACACGCCGCUGUUGAGAGGCUUUUACAUUUUGCGCGCGGCUCUUCUUUUGCUGUGUAUAUAGGUAUAUUUUGCAGCUCUUUUGGAAUUUUUCUCCGUUAAGGAGCUUUUGCGUUUUUAUGUUUUUUUUUUAAUUUUUAAUUUUUGAUUGUAGUUGCUUUUUGAUAGGGACUGGUACUAAUAGUUUGUAUAUAUAAUUAUGAUGCUAGGCGAUGCUUAAUAUUUGCUGUGGUUGAAUCUGCGCUUGCGGGGAUUGAAAGUAUAUGAUUAUAAAUUAUUUCUUUAUAAAGCAUGAUUUAUUUUAAGGAUAAAACGCGCUAUCGCUUGACACUAUAAAGGUAACGUUCAAUCGUGUUCUAUAUCUUCUGAAUUGUAAAAUGCACACAUCAAUGCGAUAAUAUAUGCGAGUGUGUCGUUCAAUACACUUAUAUUAUAUUAUAGUCGAGGAAAAUAAUUAAACACGUUCGUAUAUCAAGGAUUACAGAGGCAGUCGAGUGUUGUAUGAAAUUCUUAGACUUUAAGCGUGAGAGGCGAUGCGAUUUUUACGAUUCGAUGAUUGUUAUAAACUUAUACAUUAUAAUAAUUAUAGUCGGUGCGUAUUAUUAGAGAAAUCAAAAGAACGGAUUUAUUCAAAGCGGCCAAUACAACUCGCAUUAUUGCCAAACUUGGUAAACGUUGCGCAUAACGAUCAUGUGAAUCCCGCAAUUUUCAAAAUAGCAUUAAAAAAAAAUUAUAAGCCAUCACACUAUAUACUUAUUAUUUUCACGCUGUUUGUGUAUACCAACCCUCGACGGUUCUCAGAACGCAAAUCAACGAAAAACCAAUAUAAUGCUAAAAAUAAUAAUAAUACUAAAAGUACGCUGCAGAAAAUAAUAAAUACGACACACGACGAAUCAGCGUGAAGAUUCCGCGAAAAAAGGGGUCAUCCGUCACGCGCCUCAUCCUGAUGUCAACGCAAGCGAUCGAUCUUCCUCGGGACGACUCUCGCGGUUCGCGAGGCUUAAUUUAUAGCUAAAUCCCUCCCCCCCCCUCUCCUUAUACACUCUCGCAUCUUGUUCCGUUAUUCCCUUCUCUCGCAGUCGCCCGAAACUUGAGCCCAAAUUCGCUCUGACGUCGUGUAUAUACCUAUAUACAUAAUAUACGUAUACAACGCGUAAUAUGGCGAAAAUUCGCGGUUGAUGCUUUAUUACAGAGACGAGCGACUAGUUAGCUCGAGAGUUGUUUAGCUCGGCGGAGUUGUGCAGUGAUUACCGCUCUAACACUGAAUUCAAUGGAGGAAGUUAAUUCGCGCUGCGGCUGACGUAAUUCUGACUCGACUACUGAAGAGACUUGGGAGAGUGGCUGAUGAUGAGGCGAAAGAAUUCGAGUGUGCGCUUGUAUGCGUGGAUAGCGAUUAUAAAACGAGUCUUUCAGAAAUUUUCUUAGUUAUUAUAACGACGCAGGAACAAUAAGUGGGAACGACUGUGGACGCCACCAAAAAUAAACCGGUCGUGUAUACGAUACAAACUUUUGCAUAUAUAAAUGUAUGAAACCUCGCUGUGUUUAUUGUCGAGCGAAGCGUAGGUAUGUUUUUAGCGUGUAAUCAAAAAUUUCUCCACGUAUAUCGUGUGCACGCAAAAUAAAAGUACGUCAUCGCUGUGCACUUGAGCAUAAACAAGAACCUCCAUCAAAACGUGCACUUUUUCGAUAGUAAACAGAGAGAGAGAGAGAGAGAGAGAGAAGAGAAUUUGUCACCUUUCGCGAUCUCUUUAUCCUGAUUCGCUCCCGUCGAAAAAGCUCACGGGGCACGACUACAUACUAUAUACAUCUGUAUCAGCAAUGUAAACCCUGCCUUUGGCGCGUAGGUGCGAUUUUGUGAAUUUCCGCUCGACAAAACUCACCCCGCGCGCGUGUACAAACGUAAACUAACUUUAUCCCGGGGGCUCUGCGGGUAUGGCAAGUUCUGUCAAGACGUUCCGAGACGUGAUGGUAUGCAAAAGUGUGCUUUAACUCGAUCGAAUUAUAGACACUACUGCAAUUGAUUUUAUUAAAGUAAAGCUUGAGUUCUCUCUCGGGUGACCGAUAAAUCCGCGUCUUAAUCAGCGCUACUCGCUAAAUCUGCAAUUCGCUGCUCUCUCUCUCUCUCUCUCUCUCUCUCUCUCUCUCUCUCUCUCAGCUCUCGCGGAUCCAAUUGCGCAGUACAGGGUCGGGCUGCAGCUGCUGCGUGUACACAAAGCCGGUGAAUUUCGUUAAUACGUUAUAUAUAUAUAUAUAUAUAUAUAAUGCUGCGCAGAAGUGAACUCUAGUAUAUGCAUAUACGUUAUGCUUCUUGAUCCUCAGCGGAGAAACUCGUCGGCGAGUUCAAAGGGCGAGAUUUCGUAAGUCAUCAGAAACUCGAGGUUCUCCAGGGCGCGCAGCUGUUGCUCCCUUUUUCUGUGCUUUGUUCGACUCUCGCUAAAGCUCGGGUAUACACAUUAUACUCCGAAGAAAAUUGUCUAUUAUAUACAGCGUCUUCUAUUAUAUAUGCAUCUGGAAACACAUCGCGACUUUGUUUACACGCGCGAAUGUAGGUCAAGCGCGUUUCUUUCCCGGCUCUGUUUAUAUCGCGAAAACGCUCUAUUUAUCGGAGAAACACGACGGCGAUGCUAUGUAUUAUAGAUACUGCCGCUCGAGAACAGCAGACCCUUCUCUCAAUCAUGUAAAUUUUUCGAAACACGCCCACAAUUCACGCGAAUAUCUCUUCGCUUAUAAAUAAACAUGUGUGUGUGUGUGUGUGCGUGUGAGUGUAGGUUCGCAGAGCGAGACGAACUUGUACAUACAGCUCGCUUAGUAUCGGAAUAUUCUGAAGGGGCCUUUGUCGAAAAAAGGGACGGCACUUGACCCCGCGUCACCGCGGAAUUGUGUUUCGCCGGCCGAUAUGCGGCCUCGAGGGAAAAAAACCUUGAUAUAGGCUGUACGUCUCUUCUCUACUCUUUUCGCGUAACUGCGCGUCGGGGGAUUAAAUUUUAAAAGAUAUAAGAUCGUCUCGCGUUAAACUUUCAUUAGCAAAUAAGCGUUACGGUAAUGUACUCCCCCUCUCUAUAGACACUUUGCAUUUGAACGACCCUCCGAUACGAUAUAAACACCUCUCCUGUGUGCGAUCAUCGACGAGAGAAUGUAUGGGAAUUUUUUUUUUUUUGAAUUAAGAAAAAUACAUAAAAGUCGCCGCGAAUCGGUCUCGCGGAAAAAGGAGCGCGAAUGUAAAGUAGGCUAAGAGUGGAGCCAGCGCAGCAGAAAAAAGCUUCAAGAGAGGCGGCACGAUAAAAGGGGCCAAAGGGAUAAGAAGCUGCAUGAAAAAAAAAAGCGAGCCCGGUAUAAGAAGACGUUUAAGGCGUCGUAAUGACAUGAGAAAAAGCUCCUAAUGAGAGAACCUUCUUCUUUUUUUUGCAAUCGAUGCAACGACGCGUCUUAUCUCGCUCUGGCGAAAAUUGCGUCUAUGCACACGUAUAAGCGUAUACACUGAGGCUAAUUCUCUUUACACCGAGCUUGAUGAGCAGCUUGUUGUAUUUUUUACCUUCUUUUUUCAACACAAGACGUUAUGACUUUGUUUUUGCCCGACAUUUUUCCUGCCUUUUCCAGAAGAGCGGAAAUAAUGAUUUCCCUUCUUUUUCGGUACCGUCGGCGUAUGAAGUAGAUAUAUAACCUAUGCUCCUAAGAGUUCCUCGUCUCUCGCGACUUUUUCGGUCUCUCGGCGAGAAAAAGAGAGAACAAGCUGGGACACGCGAUGAGAAAUGUAUAUCGCCUGACUCCCAGCAUAUCACUUUCUAUAUUAGGUGCUCUCUACUCGCGAGAUGUAUACCAUAUACAUGGAAGAUAUGUAUACGCGAUUUCACUGCAGUUUUCGACCAAUGGAGAAACUCUUUCUCGCUUAUCUUUAUACCUACACGUAUAUACGCGUGUCCCUCGUAUAUUAUAUAUAGUAUAAUGUAUAAACUGCGCGGGAAUAUUGUAAGCAGUCGCUAUUCUGGAUUGCCGUAACUUACCGUGUUGUCACUAUACUCCUAUAUAUCUACUAUAUAAUUAUAGAACAGCGAAUUUAAGAUAAAAUGUAUAUCGCAUUAGCUUAAUUAUCCUUUACCACAAUUACAACACAAUCAAUAUAAAAAUACCAUGUAUUCAUGCGACAUUAGAGGCUAGAUUAUUCUGAAAUAUACAUGAAUUUUCUACUCGA